AUGAAAAAUGAUAAUGGAAUAAUUUAUAAUAUAGAUAAUAAACAAAAAAUUGACAAAAUAAUUAACAAUGAAAAAAACAGUUCCAAAAAAAAUGAGAAAAAUAAUGAAAUAAAUAAUAAUGAAAAUAAUAUUGAAAAAUUAAUUAAUCAACAUAAUUCACGUGAUAAUUUGAAUAAAUUAAAAUUGGCAUCAUUCGAUACAUCAAAACACAUCAAUUUUUGUCAAAAUAAAAAAAUUAAUUUAAAAGAAAAUUCCAAUAAUUGUCAAAAAAAUAAUUGCAAGAAAAAUGAUAUUGAAGCACAUGAAUACAAUGGGCAUUUUAUAAAUAAGGAAAAAAAUAUUCCUGAUAAUCAUCAAAAAAAUAGAGAAAAUAUAUACAAAAAAAUGAGUGAAAAAAUGGAAGUAACUAAUUUUUUUAAAGAAAAAAGUAUUGAACAAAAUAAAAAUUCAGAAGUACAUACAAAUUUUAAUAAUAUAAAUAAUAUUUUUAAUACUUUAUUUGAAGAAAAUUUAAAUUUUAAAAAUCAUUUAACAGAAAGUUUAAGUUUUUCAAAUAUUCCAACGAAUAAAUUAAAUCCAUGUGAAAAUUUUUUAAAAAAUCCAUCAAAUAAUGAAAAUUUUAUAGUACAUAAUAAAAAUGAUGAGACGAAAAAUAAAAUGAAUACAUUGAAUUAUAAUAAUUAUAAAAAUCAAUUUGAAGAUGAAAAUGAAGUAGAAGCAAGAGAUUUGCGUAUUAAAAAUAUGAAUACAUUUGAUACAAAUCAAGAGAAUUACUAUGAAAGAAAUGAUGAUAAUAUAUAUCUUAAGAAAAAUGAUAUAGAAAAGAAUUGUGUAAAUAAUGAUAAUUUUAAUAAUUAUACUCUUUUAAAUAAUGAAAGCAAAAUAUACAAUAAUAACAAAAAUUAUGUUAUGUAUAAUUCAGAUAAUAUGGAAAAUGAAAAUAUUUUAAAUGAAACUGAAGAAAUUCCAAUAAUAAAUAAAAAAGUUAUUAAUUCAAAUAAUUAUAUAAUUGAAAAAAAGGAAGAAAAAAAUAAUGAAAAUUAUUCAAAUGAAAAAUUUAUAAUUGAUAAUUUUAAUACACAAAAAAAUUAUUUUUUAAAUAAUAAAAAGGAUUAUAAUGAUAGCAAUAAUAAUAAUAAUAAAUACAUAGAAAAUAAUAAAAAUAAUUAUAAUAAUUACAUCUUUUAUAAAAAUAAUGUAUGCAACAAUAAAAUAGAAAAUAAUUUUAUUGAUAAAUAUAAGAUAAACAAUAAAAAUGCAAAUUAUAAUGAAUCUAAUAAUAUAAAAAUAACAUAUAAUAAUUGUAUGAAUCCUAAUGAAAUUAAUAAUUUAAACAAAGAUAAUUUAAUUAUCAGUAAAAUGGAUCAUUUAAAUACUGAUAAUAAUGAUAAUGAUAGAAAAACAUAUUUUUUAAAAAAUGAAAUAGUUGACAAAACAGGUUAUAAUACUCAAGAAAACAACAGUGAUGGAUUUAUUAAAAAUAGUUUAAUAGAUAACAUAAAUACACUGGAUAACUUCAAAUUAAUGAAUUAUAAUAAUAACUCAGAAUACAAUGAUAUAAAUAAUAAUCACUUAAUUAAAUAUAGCAAUAAUGUAAAUAAUUAUAAUGAUGGCCAUAUUUAUUCCAUGUAUGAUACAUUUAUGUCUCCUAAUUACAACUUCAACAACGAUGACAAUAAUGUUAAUAAUCUAUUUAUUAAUAAUGAUUCUAUAAAUAGUUUCAGCUAUGCUCCUAAUAAUAACGGUUGCUAUAUGGGAGAUAAUUAUGAAAAUAAUAUUUAUAUUAAUAGUAAUUCACCAAUGAAGAAUGAACAAUAUAUUAAUUAUAAUAAAAAUUAUGCAAGUAAUAAUAAUAUCAAUAAUAAUAAUAUUUAUGCUAACGAAAAAUCGAUUAAUAAUUUAGAAUAUAACAAUAAUGGCUAUGUCACUGUAAAUUCUGCUAGUAAUUUAAAUUAUGUAAAUGAUAAAAAUCAAGAAAAUUUAAAAGGUAAUAUAUCACAUAAGAAAGAUAAUGAAUAUAUGGAAUAUAAAUUUCCUGGUUUUAUAAAGGAUAAUGCUUCAUAUGAUAAAAAAUAUUAUAAUACUUUUUCAAAAAAUGAUUUGAUAUGUGAAAAUAAAGAAUUUGUGGACAAUAAUUAUAGUAAUUCAAUUAAAAAUAAUAAAGAACAGAACAUGAAUUUUAAUAAUAAAAAUUAUAAUAAUUUUAAUAGUAAUAAUAAUUAUAUUGAAAAUAACAAAAUAAAAUUAAAAAAAACAGAAAAUGAUUCAUAUAAUUUAAAUGAUGAAAAAGAAAAAAUAGACAUAUUUUGUGAUAUGUUAUUUAACAAAGAAAAAAGAGCAAUAAAUAAUAGAGAAAUGAAUUACAGUAAAAAUAGAGAAGCUGAAUUAAGUAAUGAAGAUGUAAAUAAUUCAUUUAAGAAUUUUACUAAUGAUAAUCAAACCUUAAGGCAUAUUUCUUAUAAUGAGAAAAACAAUUCUGAAUAUGCAGAAUUAAUACAUCCAAAAAUAAACGAUAAUUAUUGUUUAAAUAAAUUAAGAAGUAAUUUUUUAGAAAAUAAUUUUAAUAAUUUUGAUAGCCAAUAUAUUAAUUAUAAAAAGCAGAGCAAUGCUUCAGUUAAUGAAAUAAAUAAUAAUACACAACCAAGUUUAAAAAAAAAAGCACAUUUUACUAAUGAGUUUCCAAAAAAUAAACAAAAUGAAGAAAAUGAAUUAUAUGGAAAUAAAGGAUUUCUUUAUGAAGGUAUACAAAACUUUAAUAAUUCCGAAAGUUUAUAUACUAUAAAAAAUAAAGAUAUUAAUAAUUCUUUUGAGCUUAGUUUAUUUGAUAAUAACAAUGAGUUAAAUAAUAAAUACGAGGGAUUAUUUGAAAAGAAAAUGAUAUAUAAUUUGUAUUUGCAAUCAUUAUUAACAAAUAUAAAUAAUUCAUAUAAAAACGAAAAUUCAUCUCCUAUAAGUGAUGAAAACAUAAAGAAUGGGGUAAAUGAUCAAUUGAUAUUAUUCAAUUUAAAUAAUAUGCAGAAUAAAAUUUUAAAUAAAUUUCCAAAAAUAAAAAAUUAUUUUUCAUAUUUAGAUUAUUAUAUAGAAUCAUUGCGAUUAUUAUACAAUAAACUAUUAAGUAAUAGAAAUUUAAUAUUAAAAUUAGCUAAAGAAAUUUUCUCAAAAAAUAUAAAUGAAAAAAAAAUUUAUAGCUCUAUUGAUGAAAGGCACUCUUAUUUUAGAGAAUUAUUAUCAAUGCUAUUGCCUCAACCACCUAUAUUUCCAUCUUUUGAAAUUUGGAUAUAUAUGGAUAAAAAAAAUGCUUCACAAAUUCAUAAACUUCACUUAACAUUAUAUAUUAUUUAUCAAAAAAUAAUUUAUAAUUUUUCUAAUAUAUUACUUCAAAUAAAUAGUGACAUAAACUAUUCGAAUAAAAAUAAAACCAGUAAAAAUAAUGUAGCUGAUUCUUUAAAUUAUUACGUUGAUGACAAGCAUGAAAAACACCCUAAUGAAUUUAAAAGUUCUUUGAACAGCGAAUAUAUUUCAAAAGACAUCGUGGAAAUAGAGGAAGAUAUAACUCACAAAAAUUCUCCUAUUAAUGAAUUAAAGUCAAAUGAUAGUAAAAUAUUAGUACCUUCAGCUACUAAUAAAAUAAUGAAAUACAGUGAUGCCGAUCUGAAUUUUAAAAAUAAAAAAAUAGAAAAGAAAUACUUAUUGGAAAUUAAUAAAAAAUUAGAAAAUAUAAUGAAUUCAAUUAAUAAUAUAUCUAAUAUGAUAAAUAAAAAAAAGGAAUCCAUAUUAGAUAAUAAAAGGGAUUUAAAUUCUGUCCGUGAAAUAAUUAGUGAUAAAAAAAGACGUUCUGUUGAAACCAUAGAUGAUAACAUUGAAUUGUCUAAUAAUAAUUUAUAUGAACGAGAGAAUGAUCAUGACCAUUUUUUACCUGAGUUAAGAAAAGAAAGCUGUUUAGAAAAUGUACGCAAUAUUAAUGAAAAAAAGAAAAAUUAUACAUUUAAUAAUCAAAUUGUUGCAUAUGAUGAUUUGAAAAAUGAUGAAUUAUUCGAAAACUUAUCUAAUAUAAAAUUAGAUAAAAAUAACUCAGUUUAUGAUGAAAAUACAUUAAAUUUAUUAGAUAAAAUUAAAUAUGAGUUAAGUGAUGUAUACAAUGAGAUAUUUAAUUUAAAUAAAUAUAACGAUUUUGUAUCAAUCAAUGAUCAAUCAAAUGAUUUUUCAGGAUUACGCAAUUCCAUGAGUUAUAGUACUAUAUCAAAUACAAAAUCCAAACUUAAAAAUUCUUAUUUAAAUGGUUUAUUAGAUAAUGAAGAUUUCAAUUAUAACGAGUUAAAUAAUCCAUUUAAUAAUUAUUUUAAUUUUUCAAAUAACCAAUCUCUGAAUAAAAAGGAUUUUAAUAACCGAAAUAAAUUGAUAAACAAUAUUGAAAAUAUCAAUUUAUGCUCAAACGAGAGUAUAAAUGAUAUAAUAUAUGACUUAAAUUGUACAGACGAUAUUUUUAAAAGACUUAUAAUACUUUCCAAAAAUUAUUAUAAUAACUUAUCAGAAUAUGAUAAUUAUUUAAUUAAUGCUUAUAAAGAAAAUGAAAAAAAAUAUAAAGGUUUUAAUGAAAUUAAAAAUUCUAAUAAUAUAGAUGACGAAUUAUUUUACAACAAAUUAUUGCCUAGUAAUGAAAAAAAUAACAUAUCUGUUAAUAAUAAUAAUAUUAAUAUUUCUAAUAAAGAUAAUUACAAAAAUAUUAAUAUAAGCAUGAAUAAUUCUCUUAUUUGUGAUACAAAUGGAGAUGUUAGUAUCUACAGUAAAGAAAAGGAAAAUGAUACUUUAAAUAAAUUAAAUAAGAACUCUUUUAUUUUCACUAAUAAUGAUGAAAAUAAUUCUAUCAAUAAUAAUGAUUUAAAAAAAAAAGAAGAUUUUAUAAAUAUGAAUUUACAUAGUUUUAAAAAUUCUUUUGAAAAUUUAACUUUAGAUAAUCAAAAUGAUUUUAACGAGAAAAAUAAUUCAUUAAUAUUAUCAGAAAAAGAUGAAAGUGAUAUUAUUAUAAAUAAAAAGAAACAAUUAUUUUUAUCUGAUGAUGUAUCAAAAAAUAAAAGAAUAGAAGCUGUAAACGAAGGCUUUUCUGGUUAUAGCAAAAAUAAUGAGAUUAUAAAUUACAGUAAUGAUAAUAAUAUGAAUAAUAAUCAUAAUGAUAAUAAUGGUAAUGAUAAUGAUAUUAAUAAUAAGAGGAACAAUAAUAAUAAUAAGGAUGAUAAUGAUAUUGAUAAAAAAAAUAGUAAUGAUAAGGAUAAUAAUAAUAGUAUAAAAUAUAAUAACAGCAAUGAUUUUAAUAAUAAUAUUAGGCUUAUUGGAAAAAAGUUUAAUGAGGAUAAUAAAAAUAGCAAUAAUUUAAUUGAUAAUAAUACUAAUAAUAAUAAUUAUAAUAGUAAUAAUGAUAAUGACGAUAAAGUAAAUAAUUUUUUAGAAAAUGUAAAAAAUGAAAUGUUAAAAUCAGAAGUUAAAUAUGCCACAGAUAACUUCUCAAAUAAUGAAAAGUUAAAUUAUGAUUAUUUCUUUUUAAAUUCUAAUAAUUCUGAUAAUCUUUUAAUGGAGAAAGAAAAUAAUAGUAGUGAAGCUCAAGUUCAUGAGUUAAGCAAUUUUUUCAGUAAGAAUAUGAAUUUUUAUGAUAACAGAAAUUCUAUGACAAAUAAUAUUCCUAUUUCUGAAAAUAUAUUUGAACCCCCUAAAAUAAAUCAUGACACAAGUGAGACAAAAUUAAAAGAAGAGAAUAAGUACUAUGAGAAAUUAAAAAUAAAAAAGAAUAAUUCAUAUAUCAGCAAUCCAAAUGAAAAAAUUGAUGAGCAAUUGUCAUAUUUACAGAGUAAUUUUGUACUAAAUAAAAGGGAAGCAACUAAAAAUCCCUUAUCUAUUAUAAAAGGUCAAGAAAAUUGCUAUCAUAAUCAAGAUAAUAUUUCAUCAAAUUUUUUAAAUGCAGAGAACUUAUUAAAUAGUGAUUCUCUAAAAUAUGAUAUAAAUUCACAUGAUAAAUAUGAUAUAAUUAUAAAUAAUAACUUAGAAAAUAAUAGUAUAAAUAGAAAAUAUUUAAAUAAUCAUUUGAAUAAUGGAAUAUUAAGAAAUGAUAAUAUUAGGGAUAAUUUAUUAAUGGAUAAUAAUAGUAAUUUAAUAGUAGAUGCUAAUAUAAACAAUAGUGAUAAUAAUUUAUUGAAUCAAAAUAUUUUGAGCAAUGGCAUUGUAAAUAACAACACAAUUAAUGAAAAAAUCAUAAAUCUUGAUAUUGCGAAUUAUAAUAAAAUUGAUGAUAAUAUUAUAAAUAACCAUUUAAUAAAUGAUAACAUAAAUUAUUACAAUACUUCAUCUCAUUUAUUAAAUUAUAGAAAUUUAAAAAAUGAUUUAGAAAACAAUAUUUUUAGCAGUCAAAUAAUAGAUAAUAAAUUAAUAGAUAAUAAAGUCCCAGAUAAUAAUCUAAUAAGUAAUGAAUUUAGGGAUAAUGAUAACUUAAAUAUUUUAUGUGAUGAUAAUUUAAAUCCUUGUAUUAAUUUUCAUAAAGGUGAUAUUGAAGAUUUUAAAAAUAGUUCAUUAGAAAGUAGGACACUCGUAAAUGUUGAUAAUAAUUAUUAUAAAGGAAAAGUGGAAACAAAUGAUAUGAAAGAUUUUUCAGAAAAUGGAAUGAAAAAUAAAAGAAAAUAUAAUUUUUCAAAUGAUCAAAAUUUAAUAGAAGACGAUGCUAUUUCAAAAAGUAUUACAAAAAGUCCCCAAAAUUCAAAAUAUACUACUGAAAAUUUGUCCUCUACAGAAAUAUGGAAAUAUGAUAAUGAUCAUCCAAAACAAUCAAAUGAAAUAAAUUAUGAUGAAAAUACAAAAAAAAGUUUAAAUAACGUAGCAGAGAUAAAAGAUAUAGAAAAUAAAGAUAAGAUUAAUAAUGUGAAUAAAACAAAAUUAAAAAAAAUGUUGGAAAUAACUGAUAAGUUAAUUGGAAAAAAAUAUAGGGGUAUAUCUUAUGAUCCUACGAGAAAUGGAUGGUCAACAUUUGUCUAUAAAGGAGGAGUAAGACAUAAAAAAUUUUUUUCUUCAUUUAAAUACGGAAAUUUAUUAGCAAAAAAAAAGUCAAUAGAAUGGAGAUUAAAAAAUUUGAACCCUAAUUCACAUGCAUAUGCUUUUUCCUUGCAAGCUAAAGAAGAAUUUAAUGCAAUUUUAAAUAACGAUUAUGAAGAAAUGAACACUUCAAGUGAUAAAAAAAAUCAAGAUAAUUCGGAUAAUAUGAAUAGAGAUAUUUUAUAUAUAAACGCCUUUUUAAAUUUAUUUAAUGAUGAAAAAGAAAAGAAAUAUUCAUCAGAUGAGAGUGAUAAAAUGAAAAAAUCAAGAAAUAAUGAAGUAAAAAACAAUUCUAAAAAAAAAAUUAAAAAGAACAAUAUUGAAAGUAACUGUGAUUCAUCAAAUAAAAAAAAUUUGAAUACAUCAGUAAAUUAUGAUACUAAUAUUAGUUGUUCUAAUGAAUAUACAGCUGAUUUAAAUGAUAAAAAUACAAAAGAUAUUGAUCAAAAUGAAUUUAUAAAUAAAAAAAAAAAUAAUCAGAAUAAAAAUAAGAAAAAUAAAAAAACAGAAGGUGGCAACAAUUCUGAAUAUAAAAAAAAUAAGAAAGAAAGAUAUAUGAACCUAAAAAAAAAAAAAUUUAUUAAUAAAUUACACCUUAAGAAUAAUUUUAAAAAUUUUAGUGAUAUUAAUAAACUUGAAAGUGACGGUAUAUUAUUUGAAAAAAUAAAUGAAAAUAAUGAUAUUGGAAAAGAAAAUGACUCUUGUAAUUUAAAAAAAAAUGAUCGAGAUAAUGAUUCUUUUUUAAAUGAAAAAAAUUUUUCAGUUUUUUUGAAUGAAAAAAACUUAAAUUCGAAAAUUCCAUAUAAUACUGAGAAUAAUAUCAAAAAAAUAGCUAAUAAAGAAAGUUAUAAAAAGGUUAACAUGAAAAUAAAUAAAAAAAAAAAAAAAAAAGAAAAAAAUAAUAAAAUUAAUGGAUCAUAUAAUGAUUCCCUAUCGAAUAAAUAUUUUGAUAAAACAAAGUUUUAUGAAAAAGGUGAUGAACAAAUUAAUUCUGAUAAUGAAAACAAAUUUAAUAGCAUGUGUUUGAGUAACUCAUCAGAUGAUAUAUCCAUAAAUAAUUCUGAAGCAAUAAUGAAUGAAAAAAAUAAUUCUUUUAUAAAAUAUAUGAAUAAAAAAAAAAGAAAAAGAAAUUUAAGAGAUAAAAACGAAUCAAUUAGUGAAAUAGACAUAUUAGAUAAAAAUGAUUCGGCAGAUGAAAAUAAUUUAAUGAAAGAAAAUGAAUUAUUUGAUAAGAUAUAUUCAUUAUGCGAAAAUGAUUAUAUAGAUUACGAUAAUAUUUUAGAAAAAAUUGAAGAAUUUAGUGAUGACGAUUCUACAAACAAAAAUUAUAUAUCUUAUAAUUCUGAGGAUAUAAAUGAAGAUAACAUAUUUGAUGAUAAGUAUUUAAUGGAAAAUUUUCAUUUAGUAGACAAAAAUAAAUUAGGAAAUAAAAUGGAAGUUCAAGAUGAUAAUAAAUUGAAAAAUAAGAGUAAUAUGGUUAAUGAAGACAAUUAUUUAAUGAAUGAUAAUGGUACGUUGACUGAAGUUGAUACUGCUGAUGAAGAAGAAAUUAUAAAUAAAUUUUAUUCAUUAGGAAAGAAUGAUUCAAUAAAAGAAAAUUCUUGGACAAAAGAAAUGAAUAUUAUGAAUAGUAUGAAUUCAAUAGAAGAUAAUGAAAUUAUAAAUGAAGAAAAAGAAUCAAAUGAAAAUAAAAUAAAAGAUAUAAAGAAAAAUGAAAUAAAUGAAAAUACACAAAAAAAAAUGAAUAUUCCAAACGAAAAAGAAAUUGAUGAUACUAAUGAAAAUAAUAAUGAAAAUAAAAUUGACUCUUAUUUUUCAGUUUAUCAUGAUAGAAACAGCAAUAUUUUGAGUCAAAACAGUUUUAAACAUAUAGAUGAACUUAGUGAAGAGAAAAGAAAGCUUUAUGUGGGUAAUAAAAAUGUGAAUGAUCAAAACUAUUAUAUUUAUAAGGAUAAAUUAUUAAAAUAUAUGAGUGAAUGCACGUGUACAAAUGAAGAAGAAAAAAAUGUUUUUAUGAAGUUUUUGAAUUUGAAAACAGGAUGGAUUUUACUAGAAUUAAGUGAUUUAGAGGAAACUUAUCAUGAUUAUUUUAGAAGUAAGAUAGAAUCAUUUUAUAAAGCAUAUUUGCUAAAAGUGAAAAUUAAUAAUAGACAGAAUGAAAAUAUUAAGGAACUUCAAAUAAUUUUUGAAAAAAAAUUAAAUACUCCAUGGAAACAUAUGAUAUUUCCAUUAUAUUUUUUGUACAUUUUUAAUUAUAAAAUUUUUUCUAUCUUAAAACGUACAAACAAAAAAGUAAGUAUUACGAAUGAUGUUAAUGAUAAACAACUUAAAAGUAACAUUAGGGGAAUAAAUUACAUAAAAUAUAAAAAGGCUUGGUGUUUCACAUAUAUUGAUAUAGAUGAAAAAAAGAAAAAAAAAUGUUUUUCAAUUCUUGAGUAUGGAUUUAUGGAAUCCAAAGCCUUAGCAAUAUUAUUUCGAAAGAGUUUUGUUUCUCAUUUAACUAAAGUGCAAAAUUUUUUAAAAAAUGUUAUAUUUAGAAAUAAAUUGACAACUAUAAAUAAGUUGAGUAAUUAUAAGACAAUAUAUGAUUAUAUAGAUUAUUAUAAGAAAUAUGAAGAAUUUUUAGUUUGUUAUGGCAAAAUUAUUUAUUUUAAUGAAAUGAAAUAUAUAUAUUUAUCCUCUGGAAACAAGCAAAAUGCACUAAAUUACCUACCGUUUGAAGUACACGAUAAAUUAUCUAAUGAAAUAGAGCCAAUAAACUUAAUAACAGCUACAAGAAAUUAUUUUUCCAAAAAAUCAAAAUUAUUAAAAUUUCCUAAAGGUGUUGUAUAUUUAUCCGGUUACUUUUUAUGGGUAGCAUUAUUUUUAAAUAAAAAUAAUAAAGAAAUAAUUUUUUCUUUCUCAGUUCGUAAAUAUUCUUUUGAAAAUGCUAAAGCUAGAUGUAUUGAAUGCUACUAUUGCUUAUUACAUAAGUAUAAAUUUCAUCCAAUAAAUAUAUCUGGGGUAAUAGAUUUAGUACUAGAAAGUGACAUAGAAUGUAAAAGCUAUAAUCUUUUAGAUUAUUCUUCUGAAGAAUUAAUAUCAUUAGAAUAUUUAUUUCAUUAUUUUUCUCCAUCAAAUUAUAUAAUUAAAGACGAUACAGUUUAUAAAAAGUUUUCCUCUAUUGAAAAAGAUCUUCAUAAAGAAUAUGAUCAAAUGUUUCCAAACGAAUAUGUCCAUUUGGAUAAUUAUCAAAGUUAUGAAACAAGGGAUAAUUAUUUAUGUAAUGAAAUUUAUAUGAACAAUGAAUGUAAUUUCUUUUCGAAUAGCUGUAACAAUACAUCUAUUAGAGAUGAUAGUAUAUAUGUUGAUGAUGACUCUAAGAUGGAGCAAAAUACCUUUAAAGAAAAUAUUGAUUCAAAGAUUUAUUUGGAUAAAAAUUAUACCCCAAAUAUCAAUAAAGAAGGCAAUGAUCAGAAUAUUUAUGAAGAAAAACUUAGUAAUAAAAAUUCAUGUAAUAGUUCUUUUGAAAGUAUAUUUAAUAUCAAUAAUGAUAGUAUAAAUCAUAAUGCUUCAACGCAUAAAUAUGAAAUUAUUGAUGAAAAUGAAAUUAAAAAUGAAACGGAAAAAAAUAUCGACAAUUAUAUUUUAAGAAAUUAUUCCAAUACUUCUAAUGAUUUGAGAACAAUUCACAACAAAAAAUGUGAUAAGAAAAACAUUCCUUUAUAUUUUACUGAUGAUGAAAAAAAAAAAACCAUAUAUAGAAGUAAUUCACAUAAUGAAGAAAACAAUUAUGAUUUCGUUUCAACUAUGCAAAAUGAGAAAACAAAAAAGGAAGAAAAUAAAUUUAGCAGUACAAGAAAUUUUAUUAAUAAAGAAAAUUUAAGCAAAAUAAAAACACGUGAAAACUGCAAUGAUGCAAAUAAUAAAGAUAAAAGUGUCAUCCAUUUUAAUGAAAAUUCGAACGAAGAGAAAAAAAAUAGUUUAAUAAAUCAAAAUAAUGAAAAAUUUAAUGAUUGUAUUAAUGACUACAUGUUCCAAAAACAUUUUAACAUGUUAGUUGAAAACAUAAAUGAUAAUAAUACAAAUAAGAAUAAUAAAAAUACUUUCAAUGAUACUAAUAUCUAUAUUAAUCAUGCUGAUAAAAUAAAUAAUAAUUAUAGAUAUUCCUCUGAAGAAAAGAAUAUCUCCUUCAAGAAAAAAAAAUAUAAUGAACUAGAAAAAGAAAAUAACCAGGAGUAUGGAAACACUUUUCAUUUAAAUGACCAUAAAGCGAAUGAUUUCAAUAAUUCAAUAGAUGAAGACAAUCUAGAAAAAAAAAAUGACUCAGAACAUUUUUUUAAUGAGAAUAAUUUUCAGCAAGAAUACAAAAGUAAUGACAAAUCAUUCUUAAACUCAGAUUAUUAUAAGAAAAUUUUGAAUAAAAGUAUAUAUCAUUUUUUUGAUAAUAAUUUACAAGAUGAUUAUUUAAAAAAAAAGUAUAAUGAAUUAUUUAAUGAAAGUGAAGUUAAAAUAAAUUUAUUUAAAAAAAUAGAUAAAAAAGAGGAACAUCUGGGAAUUUUUAUGUUAUUAAAUUGCCAGUGGUUAUCUGAUUCUUUUGUUAAUAAUAUUCAUCAAAUAGAAACGAAAUAUGCUAACAUUUACUCUUUUGAAAAUUAUCGUAAUACACGUGAGGAAAUUCUAAAAUGGAAAUGUAAAAAAAACUUUAUUAAAGAAUGCUCAGAAAUAGCUAAAAAAUUUCCGAGAAAAGUUGGAGUCCAUUAUGAUUCUUAUGCGCAUGCUUGGGUGGUUAACUGUUCCUUUAAUGGAAAAAGACAUGAUAAAAAAUUUUUAGUUAAGACGUUUGGUUUUCUACAAGCAAGAAAAUUAGCCAUUGAACACAGAGAAAAAUGGAUGCAAUUAAAAAAAUUUCACAGUAUGCAAAAUUUAAAAAAAAAAAUAAAUAAAAAAUAA
Plasmodium relictum is the source of this 12003-nucleotide messenger RNA. It is a transcript of the gene ApiAP2, whose product is annotated as transcription factor with AP2 domain(s), putative. The coding region runs from base 1 to 12003 and encodes 4000 amino acids. The record is from RefSeq and is a predicted model, not a curated record. The transcript has a single exon. Gene Ontology annotation, biological process: regulation of DNA-templated transcription. NCBI's taxonomy places the organism in Eukaryota, Apicomplexa, Aconoidasida, Haemosporida, Plasmodiidae. Gene Ontology annotation, molecular function: DNA-binding transcription factor activity.